AUGGAGGCCGUCCGAAAGCUACAGUGCCAACCAGUCGGCGACUUUCGAACUGACCUGGUGCUAUCAGGUCUUGCCAUCAGCGGUGGGGUUGAUUCCAUGGCAUUGGCUACUCUUUGCUCUCAGAUGCAUUCUAGCUUUUCUAACACCACAAACUCUCUAAACCUCGAGAACGAGAAGCAUGUCUCUUCGCUAGAUAUUCUACGCCAAGUAACCUUUAGAGCAUUCGUAGUAGAUCAUGGAGUUAGAGCCGGCAGUGCAGCUGAGGCUCAAGCUGUCGCCAAGGUCCUGGAGGAACAAGGUAUUGAUGAGAUUUGA
Lachnellula hyalina is the source of this 315-nucleotide messenger RNA. RefSeq lists its product as uncharacterized. Gene Ontology annotation, molecular function: ligase activity, forming carbon-nitrogen bonds; ATP binding. The transcript has 2 exons. NCBI's taxonomy places the organism in Eukaryota, Fungi, Ascomycota, Leotiomycetes, Helotiales, Lachnaceae. The record is from RefSeq and is a predicted model, not a curated record. Gene Ontology annotation, biological process: tRNA processing. The coding region runs from base 1 to 315 and encodes 104 amino acids.